AUGUCAGACUACAGCUUCGAGCACCAUCUACAUCAACUUCAAACUCUUUUUGGUAAUGACAAGACUCAACUAGACAAACUUUAUCAAUCUUUUAAACAUGCUGAUCGUAAGGGACAAGGAACGUUAAAAACUAUUGCGAAAGUCGAAUGGGUGCUACGCCAACAUUUAUCGCGUUCUGAGAUGAAUAAAAUUGACGUUCAAACACUUAUCACUCGUUUUGUUACGAAAGACAAUGCGUUUGACUAUAAAACCUUCUGUAAAGUUCUUCGACAGUCUCAAAAAGAGUCAAUUGGGUCUAAAAUUCGUCCAACAAAUCGAGAAUCUUGUCGAUCAUCCGAGCGAAGAGUCUUACCAUCAAAAUUUUUUGAAUCACAACGUCUACUUAGGGAAAGUGUACGGAGUAAAUUGGUUUACGGUUUACAAGGUGCUACUUCGAAAAAUGGUAUUCAAGAAAUUCUUGACAUAUUGCAUCGAAUCGAUUGUAAAAGUGAUGGGUUCAUCCCUGAAAAAUUGUUUCGAGAAAAAAUUCUUAAACGGUUGAAAAUCCCAUUGACACGACCAGAGCGCGACUUUAUCAUAGAACAAUUACGAGUUGAUAGUUGUGAUGCAAAGUAUCUUGACUACGAGCAGCUAGUCAGCGUAUGUGAUAUCGAUUUCAACAAUUCUGAGUCUGAAUUGACAAUAGAUUCAAACGAUAAUUUUCUUCUAAAAAGCUUUGAACGAGGUCCCAAGUUUCUCGCAGCUGAAAAACAACUUCGAGAGUUUCUGCAGUCUCCAUUGUCGUUGAAUUCGUCAAGUAUUAAAGAUUUUCCCUCUCAUUUGUUUACUGGAGCCGAUUUAUUUCUCAAACUUGCCGAAUCAAUUGAUCAAGACAAGUCAGGCUUGCUACACGAAGAUGAAUUUUUACGUCUCUUGUCCAAGUGUGGAGUCAGCAUCAAUCGAUCUCUUUGUAAGGAACUACUUUCAAUCUUCCCACGAUCUUCAGGAAAAAUGAUCAAGUAUUCAGACUUUCUUCAACAGUAUCAGAACGAUCGACAGAUAGAGCAAGAAAUCACAAAGUUAUUCUCACGUCUUGCUACAAGAAUAUAUUACCACGUCAAGACUUGA
Molecule: messenger RNA, 1107 nt
Organism: Plasmopara halstedii
Lineage: Eukaryota; Oomycota; Peronosporomycetes; Peronosporales; Peronosporaceae
Product: EF-hand domain pair
Exons: 8
Coding region: 1-1107 (368 amino acids)
Molecular function (GO): calcium ion binding
Source: RefSeq, a predicted model, not a curated record